UAUGUCCAAUUUUAGUGUCCCGUAACGCAAAAGUUGACGAUAGGCAGAGAUUAUACAUAAGUGGAUGAUAUUAGAUAAUAAGAAUUAGAUCAAAGACAAAAUAUUUUUAUUUUGCAUGUACAGACUGUCGCCAUGGAAAACGGUGUCCCGGGUGUUCGGAAUAUACCCCCUCUGAGGCCAAUUCCGACCUACAACUUUAUUCCACAUGUCCUGAAAACAGACACUGGUGCGAGAGACAGUAGUAAAGACACCAAAUUAUUCCAACCCUGGAAAUCAGAAUGUGGACGGAACUCAGCAUUCAAGCCAGACCCCAGACCAAAGCCCGCCCCACCCUCUGUGUUUUCUGACUACUUCAGCCAUAACACCGCUGAUAUCCUCAACUAUUAUAAAGAGCAAUGGAAAUUUUUUCAAGCCUCGCUUUCACUCGCUACAACAAACGCAGCAGCAACGGCAUUGGCAGAUAGUGAUUCGUUACAUUCUAGUCAUCCAUUUCCUGCGGAACCCCUCCAGCAUUAUCCUUCACGUUCAACCAGUCUCGUAGAUUUACAAAACACAAUCAUAGCCGGGAGAAAGCUGUUCCCGUGUCCCCAGUGCAGAUACACCACGGAUAGACGAAACAACCUGAAAAGACAUUUGCUGACCAUGCACCAGCAAUCCUCCAAGCUACUGGAGUGUUGUGGAAUAGUAUUCGGAACCAAAGCAUCUUUACGUGAACACUCUAUGAUUUUUCAUUCUCAUGGUUACGUAUGUUUAUAUUGCGGGAGGCGAUUUUGUAGAAAAGCGUUAUUAAAGCGACACCUGUCGGUUCAUAAUGGCAAAAAGGAUUUCCGGUGUCAUUUAUGCGAUUAUGCUACUAGUCACAAAAGUAAUUUGGAAAGACACAGGAAAGUGCACGCGCGACAAACUGGUUUGGACAGUGAAAGUAGGUCGUCUGCAGACGAGAGAGAUUUGCAUGUAGCUAUGGGACAGUCAUUUGUUGCAGACCUAUCGUCUGCUGAAACAUCAGAUGAAGAAAUUGACGUCAGCUCAGACUGAUGCACAAAGGCUUCAAUAAGUAGAGAAAUAUACAGAACUGAUUAGAAACUCAUUUUGAAUAUUUAUAAACUAUAUGCAUCAUAAAUUUUCAUAUACAAUAUGUUUCCCCCAUUUCAGUCUGCUGAUAUACUCCAUAGGUCUAUUAUAUUUUCUCAUCUGUGUUCUGUGUUUUACAAGUAUCAUAAAAUAUAUACAACUGUUUGUUUGUACAAUGACGAUGGCAAACUAUUCUUGUAAUACGAUUCAUUGACGUGGGUCAAACCCAGCUUAAAUAUAUUUCUAUUCAAAGAUUUACACAUUAUAGAAAUAAAAAAAUAAAAUUCU
Messenger RNA from Ostrea edulis (European flat oyster), 1359 nucleotides. RefSeq names its product zinc finger protein 667-like. Gene Ontology annotation, biological process: regulation of transcription by RNA polymerase II. The coding region runs from base 133 to 1035 and encodes 300 amino acids. Gene Ontology annotation, cellular component: nucleus. The transcript is spliced from 2 exons. Gene Ontology annotation, molecular function: DNA-binding transcription activator activity, RNA polymerase II-specific; RNA polymerase II cis-regulatory region sequence-specific DNA binding. The record is from RefSeq and is a predicted model, not a curated record. Lineage: Eukaryota; Metazoa; Mollusca; Bivalvia; Ostreida; Ostreidae.